Lycium ferocissimum is the source of this 556-nucleotide messenger RNA. Its product is annotated as protein CASPARIAN STRIP INTEGRITY FACTOR 1-like. The record is from RefSeq and is a predicted model, not a curated record. NCBI's taxonomy places the organism in Eukaryota, Viridiplantae, Streptophyta, Magnoliopsida, Solanales, Solanaceae. The transcript has 3 exons. Bases 112 to 366 code for a protein of 84 amino acids.
AGAAAGUAAGGCAUCAUUGCUUCUAUGCUUCUUUUCAUAGAAAAGAGAAAGAGUGCCAGAGAAAAAGAGAGAAUUGCAGAUUAAUUUAAAAAUAAAUCUGAACAGGAGAUAAUGGGGGGUCUCAUGCUACUCCAGAAAAUUGGUCUUAUCUUCCUUCUCAUAUCUGCAUCCCUUUUCUCAACUUCACUUGCAGGUCGACAGUCCGUAUUUUCAAGUGACUUUGAGCAGAAAGAGCUUGGUGCAACUCAUGAUGAGGAGGAGCAAUUACGCCAUGAAAGGGUUCUUAAAGUGAACACAAAGGAUUAUGGGAGAUAUGAUCCAACGCCUGCUUUAUCCAAACCUCCUUUCAAGCUCAUACCAAAUUAAUCAUGUGAUUUCGAUAUGGGUUUGUGGAGACCCCAAUAUGAGUUGAAUAAGAUGAAUCAUCCUAGUGUACUACGUAUGUGUUAUGCUAUGUAUGUUUUCAGCUUUAUAUAUAGUACUGUAAGAUAUACCUAUCCUUGUAAACUAUGCUUAUAUUUUUGCAUGAGUACUGGAUUUAGUUUCUUGUCUGUAA